UGCUCUCAGAUGUUUUCUUCGAUGUGGGCUUUCUAAGAAUCACUUGUAAAGGAUGGUGGCCCAAGUUGAAAAAUCACACUGUAAAUACUUUUUGAUCUUCCUCGGCCUCGUUUCGGUUAUUUGUAACAUUGUGUUUAUUUGCCUGAACUCUGGUAAAGUACCUAAAUGCCAGACUACCCAGCAAAUGUGGAAAUACAAGCACAAUGACCACGGGUCGGUGUUUGCGGACCUAUCGGAGGAUGAAUCCCGACAAGUCAGGGACUUCAUGUGGGCUCAGAAGGAUUUGAAGAUAUCGCACUCUGGCAUUGCAAAAGCCGACGAGAACUUCAUUUUUUUGAUUGAAGUAGCGCUUCCAAAGAAGGCCGCUGCGCUCCGCUUCUUGGAUGAAAAUGGUUCGAAGCCGGUGAGGGAAGCAUCAGUGGUGGUUUUCUAUAGAGCUCUCGGUUACCUGAAGGAAUACGUGGUAGGCCCCCUUGAAGGUUCACUUUCUUAUCGAGAUGUCACAAAAGAGAAAUAUAACCAGGCCCAGCUGUCCGUAACCUCUCGCCCGGUCACGGUUGGCGAAUAUGCACAACUUUUUGAUUUCCUCUAUCACUCGGUAACUGUGAAAAUGGAGAAAAUAAUGCAGGAAAGCUUUGGUGGGCAACCACUGCUCCCGUUUGAAGGAAUGCCCCGUGGGGUGAAGUCAGGGGACAGGCAAACUUGGCUAUCUUUCUUUCGGUUCAAGAGCGGCAUGUAUGUCCACCCCGUUGGGUUUGAGGUGCAGGUAAAUCAUCAGAGUGCCAACUCCUCUCAGUGGACUGUGAUGAAAUUGCUAUAUAACGGACGCUACUUUGAUACAAUUGAUGAGCUCAACGAAGCGUACGAGAAUGGCACAGUUACAAAAAUAGUUUACAAGGACAUCUUUAAUUACGCUUCCUUACUACCACGGAGCAAGCCAACUGGACUUGGUCCCCAUCAAUCCUACCUCCAAGGUAAGCGUUUCAGUGUGAAAGACAACCAAGUCAAGUACAUGGACUGGAGUUUCGUCUUUGGUAUGAGUUCUCUGACUGGCAUGCGGGCAUUUGAUAUACGGUUCAAAGAUGAGAGAAUAGCUUAUGAAAUCAGUGUUCAGGAAGCUAUGUCUGUGUAUGGAUCAGUAACACCCGGAAUGAUGCUCACAAAGUUCCUCGACUCGAGUAUUGGUAUUGGCCGGUUUGCGCACGAGUUGGUGCGUGGAGUGGACUGUCCAUACGGGGCGACCUAUGUGGAUACAUACCGUUACAUCGACACCAAUAGCACACAGAGGUUUAGAAAUUCAAUCUGCGUUUUCGAACAUGACAUUGGCCGGCCACUGCGAAGACACUUCUCUGACUUUUUCCAUAACAAAUACGGUGGAAUGGCAAACAGCGCAUUGCACGUCAGAAGCAUCACUGCUAUUGGGAAUUAUGACUACGUCUGGGACUUCAUCUUUUAUCAGAGCGGAUCCGUAGAAGCCAGAGUGCACGCCACUGGUUACAUAUCCUCAUCAUACAUAAUUGAUGGCAGCUUGCGACACGGUCACCAGGUCGCAGAAAACACUCUAGGGAAUAUCCACACUCACUUCAUUAACUUCAAAGUCGACCUAGAUGUUGCAGGAGUGAAGAACAUAUUCCAGACUAAGGACAUGACGUACAAGGAGGUGCCCCUGCCCUGGAUGCCUGAGCGAAAAGCCAAGGUGCCGCACCUGGUGGAGAACCAGCUGAAGACAGAACAGGAGGCUGCCCUGCGUUACGGCCAGCCUAUGCCUCGCUACCUGCACGUGGCCAGCAACCAGACCAACCGCUGGGGCCACAAUCGCUCCUACAGGAUCCAGGUGGUCAGCUUUGCAGGAGAUCACCUGCCAGAGGAUGAACCAGAGGAGAGAUCAAUGUCUUGGGCCAGGUACAAGGUGGCCAUCACUAAACACAAAGACGCUGAGCAGACCAGCAGCAGCCUGUACAGUCAGAAUGACAUAUGGUCACCUGCAGUAGACUUCAGCCAGUUCAUCGCAGACAACGAGUCCAUUGUGGAUGAGGAUCUUGUUGCCUGGAUAACAGCAGGCUUCCUGCACAUCCCCCAUGCCGAGGACAUCCCCAACACGGUGACCAUCGGCAAUGGCGGAGGCGUCAUCCUGAGACCGCACAACUAUUUCGACGAGGACCCGUCCAUUUACUCACCAGACGGGGUGUUCUUUGAACCCGGGUCCGAGAGCAGCUGUGAGUACAACAAGAUGGCCUGCCUCAAAGAUGACAUGUGCGCACCUGCGCUGGAGCCCUUCACCUACCACGGGUUCGAAGAAGUCAUGAAAUUUGAGUGAGGUUGAAUUAGGAUGAGGAUUUUUUAUUUUUUUUAAUCUGAGGACCUAAAAUUUGUAAGUAAAACAUAUUUUGAGUUUUGUAUAAAUUGUCUCCCAUGUGGUUGUGAGGGUGUUUAUCAUAUUGACACAAUGCAGUAGCUGUUUUAUUUUUCCUAGUGCUGUAUCCUAUUGGCACUUGUAUCCCCAGAAUGGCAGCUACCAGUGAGCUCACCAAAACACCUAAACAACACAUUUCAUUAGUCAUACAUUAGCCAUACAUGAAUAUUACAUGUUAAUAAGGCAUUACAAAUUAUAUGACGUGGUUUUAUGUCUUGACUAAGAUAUCAUAGACAUGCUGAGCUGUGUAUUACACAGAAUCUUCAUUAUAAUGAACCAGACUGGUUACUUCUUCAUUGUAGUAUACAUGUAUUGAAAAUAAUUGUUAUAACAGUACAUUUUUGGAGUAUAAAUGGAAGUAUAAAUGUGAAAGUGGGGACCAUAAAUUCCUUUUAUGCUGUUUUUUUUAUUACAAGCAAUUGAAUAAGAAACUACUGAUUUCAGUUCCUGAAUAUAGUAUCACUUGUAAAUGGUUUUAAUGGGGGUUUUUUGUUGUUUUUUUUAAAUAAAGAACAAGUUUGUGUGAAAUAUUUUGCUGUUGUCAAAGACUUCAAACUUCAAACACAGUUCUGUCUUGCCUGGCCUGCUCUUCCAAGCGUGAAUUUCAUCAGUUCAUGGUGAGCACCGUGGUGAAUGUUGGACUCAAUGGGAGUUGGCUGCAGUCAUGGGCUCUCCCCCACUGUGCCAAUUCUUGACACCUAGAAAUCCCUCUUGGGGCACCGAGUCCCAGGAACUUGGAGUUCCUGAGAACCCAUGCUGACUGUUAAUGAAACACAGUGUUGUGUGGAUUGGCGUGUGGAGCAUUCAUUUUGAAUUGUGUGACAGAAUUGGAAAAGGACG
Molecule: messenger RNA, 3253 nt
Organism: Engraulis encrasicolus (European anchovy)
Lineage: Eukaryota; Metazoa; Chordata; Actinopteri; Clupeiformes; Engraulidae
Gene: aoc2
Product: amine oxidase copper containing 2
Exons: 4
Coding region: 53-2317 (754 amino acids)
Biological process (GO): amine metabolic process
Cellular component (GO): plasma membrane
Molecular function (GO): copper ion binding; quinone binding; primary methylamine oxidase activity
Source: RefSeq, a predicted model, not a curated record